Aspergillus melleus is the source of this 1038-nucleotide messenger RNA. RefSeq lists its product as uncharacterized. Gene Ontology annotation, molecular function: protein kinase activity; ATP binding. The record is from RefSeq and is a predicted model, not a curated record. The coding region runs from base 1 to 1038 and encodes 345 amino acids. The transcript is spliced from 4 exons. Lineage: Eukaryota; Fungi; Ascomycota; Eurotiomycetes; Eurotiales; Aspergillaceae. Gene Ontology annotation, biological process: protein phosphorylation; spliceosomal complex assembly; regulation of mRNA processing.
AUGCGCCUGUCGAAGAAGAGACGGUACCUGGCUAUAAUGCAAGAUCCUACUUUCCAGUGGAGCCUGGCUAUGUCUUCAACCAACGAUUUGAAGCACUGGCCAAACUUGGCUGGGGAAGCUGCUCCACUGCAUGGCUUGUUUGAGACAUUCGGCGUUGGGAAUUGUGAUCUCCAGGAUUCUCAUGUAGCCUCGCAUGAGGCUCGCACUGAAGAUCACAUUGCUCACGCAAAUGUCUCUCACGAUGGUCGCAAUUAUGUCCGAACCUUUGUCGAGCAGUUCGAAGAGAGUAACCCGAAUGGUGUGCAUAUGUGCCUGGGCUAUGAGCCUAUGAGAGAGCCACUGUGGCUGUUUCAAAAUCGGUGUCUGAAUCAGAGGCUUUCUCUGGGUCUCCUGAAGGGUUACAUGAAACUCCUCCUGAAGGGCUUGGAUUACUUACACUCUGAAUAUCUCAAGGUAGAUAAUAUUCUGGUGGGAUUCGAGGAUCCUUCGGUCUUGCACGAUUUUGCGUGCGCGCAGCCAUCCAACCCGAUGCCUCGAAAGGUCAAAAAUGAACAUACUGUCUAUCUCUCACACAACGACUUUGGUCCUCCCAGAUCUUAUUAUAUUCUGCCCAAAAUCACGGACUUUGGGCUAGCCCACCAUCAAAAGGAUUCGUCAGUACUAAAUAGACAUCCAAUCCAGCCUGAUGACUACUGGGCUCCUGAGGUCAUACUAGGUGCUGGUUGGACGUACAGUGCCGAUAUUUGGAAUCUUGGGCUCCUUAUGUGGAACUUGCUUGAGAGUCGGGAUUUAUUCUCUAGGGCUCUUGAUGACAAAGGUAAUUACAAUGCUGCGGCCCAUCUCGCGGAGAUGAUUGCAUUGCUUGGCCCACCCCCGAAAGAGCUUGUUAUUCGUGAAAGAGAGGGAACAAAAUGGAGCUGGGCUCCUGCUACCCAGAAUGCUGAAGGAAAGCUUUGUACAACCGCGUCAGACUGGUUUGGGGGGCCCUUCUUUGACGAUAACGGUAAGCCUUUGCGUAUCUUCCUUUUGCGCCGCUAG